Molecule: messenger RNA, 1160 nt
Organism: Sarcophilus harrisii (Tasmanian devil)
Lineage: Eukaryota; Metazoa; Chordata; Mammalia; Dasyuromorphia; Dasyuridae
Gene: SYF2
Product: SYF2 pre-mRNA splicing factor
Exons: 7
Coding region: 16-792 (258 amino acids)
Cellular component (GO): post-mRNA release spliceosomal complex; Prp19 complex; catalytic step 2 spliceosome
Source: RefSeq, a predicted model, not a curated record
GAGAGACUCGCCGCGAUGGCGUCGGGAGUGGAGACUGAGACUCGCCCGGAGACCCUGGAGGAGGAGGAGGAGGAGGAGGAGGAGGAGGAGGAGGAGGAGGAGGAGGAACGGCCGCUGACGGCGGCCGAGGCGCUGGCUGCCCAGAAGCGAGAAGAGAGACUGAGGAAGUUUCGGGAGCUGCACAUGAAAAGAAAUGAGGCCCGAAAAUUAAAUCAUCAGGAGGUUGUGGAGGAAGAUAAAAGGCUCAAGCUGCCAGCCAACUGGGAGGCUAAGAAGGCUCGUUUGGAAUGGGAGCUACAGGUUGAAGAAAAGAAGAAGGAAUGUGCUGCAAGGGGAGAAGACUAUGAACGAGUGAAAUUACUGGAGAUCAGUGCUGAAGAUGCAGAAAGAUGGGAGAGAAAGAAGAAGAGGAAGAACCCAGAUCUAGGCUUUUCAGAUUAUGCAGCUGCUCAGUUACGCCAAUAUCACCGGUUAACCAAGCAAAUCAAACCUGAUAUGGAAGCGUAUGAAAAACUGAGAGAAAAAUAUGGAGAAGAAUUCUACCCAACAUCCAAUAGUCUUCUUCAUGGAACACAUGUACCUUCUACAGAAGAAAUUGAUAGGAUGGUUAUAGAUCUAGACAAACAAAUUGAGAAACGAGAAAAAUACAGUCGGAGACGUCCUUAUAAUGAUGACUCUGAUAUUGACUACAUCAAUGAAAGAAAUGCCAAAUUCAACAAGAAAGCAGAGAGAUUCUAUGGAAAGUAUACAGCUGAAAUCAAACAGAAUUUGGAAAGAGGAACAGCUGUUUAAACUUCAGGAAAUGUUGAACUUGGUUGUAAAUCGAGUCUUCGGGUAAAUUACCAUCAGUGAACUGUACAAAUAAAAGGAUUUCUACUCUUAUAUCUAACACUCAAAUGCAUUUUUAAGUUUGUGUAUUUUCAUACUUAAGAGUACUGCUAUUUUAGGAAAAAUACAGUCUUAGUAAGGAAACUUUUCCCAUCUCUGAUCGGUACCAGGCCAGGACACCACAGAUGACACUAUUUCCAGGUGUAAAAUGAUAACAGUGAACUAGUCUUACCUAUCUCACAGGGUUGUUGUGAGGCUAAAAUGAGAAUGUAUUCAAAAUGUUUUGUAAACUUUAUAUAGAAGUUCAUUCAAUAAAGUGAAGUGCUACUUCA